Molecule: messenger RNA, 1884 nt
Organism: Antechinus flavipes (yellow-footed antechinus)
Lineage: Eukaryota; Metazoa; Chordata; Mammalia; Dasyuromorphia; Dasyuridae
Gene: EIF3D
Product: eukaryotic translation initiation factor 3 subunit D
Biological process (GO): translational initiation
Cellular component (GO): eukaryotic translation initiation factor 3 complex; cytoplasm
Molecular function (GO): translation initiation factor activity
Source: RefSeq, a predicted model, not a curated record
CCGCGUCCCUUCCUGGUCGGCCACUGAAGAGUGGCUGGCGGCGCCGGCACCGCGCCCGUAACCAUCCGUCUCCAUCGGGACCGGCCGCGGCCUGAACAGGUUUUAGAAGAUGGCAAAAUUUGUGACUCCGGUGAUCCAGGACAACCCCUCAGGCUGGGGCCCGUGUGCUGUCCCCGAACAAUUUCGGGACAUGCCCUACCAGCCGUUCAGUAAAGGAGAUCGGUUGGGCAAGGUUGCAGACUGGACAGGUGCCACCUACCAGGAUAAGAGGUAUACGAAUAAGUAUUCCUCCCAGUUUGGUGGUGGAAGUCAGUAUGCUUAUUUCCAUGAGGAGGACGAGACUAGCUUCCAGCUGGUAGACACAGCCCGGACCCAGAAGACGGCUUACCAGAGGAACAGGAUGAGAUUUGCCCAGCGGAAUCUUCGGAGGGACAAGGACCGUCGGAAUAUGUUGCAGUUCAACCUGCAGACCCUGCCUAAGAGUGCCAAGCAGAAGGAGAGAGACCGCAUACGUCUUCAAAAGAAGUUCCAGAAGCAGUUUGGAGUAAGGCAGAAAUGGGACCAAAAGUCCCAGAAGCCCCGAGAUUCUUCCGUAGAAGUUCGUAGUGACUGGGAAGUGAAGGAAGAAAUGGAUUUUCCUCAGUUAAUGAAGAUGCGUUACUUAGAGGUGUCAGAGCCGCAGGAUAUCGAGUGCUGUGGGGCUCUGGAAUAUUACGACAAGGCCUUUGACCGGAUCACCACGAGGAACGAGAAGCCUCUGCGGAGCAUCAAGCGCAUCUUCCACACCGUCACCACGACAGAUGAUCCCGUCAUCCGCAAGCUGGCAAAGACUCAGGGCAAUGUGUUCGCCACAGACGCCAUCCUGGCCACGCUGAUGAGCUGCACUCGCUCGGUCUAUUCCUGGGAUAUUGUCGUCCAGAGGGUCGGCUCCAAGCUCUUUUUUGACAAAAGGGACAACUCGGACUUUGACCUCCUGACCGUGAGUGAAACUGCCAACGAGCCCCCUCAGGAUGAAGGCAACUCCUUCAACUCGCCCCGUAACCGCAUGGAGGCCACCUACAUCAACCACAACUUCUCCCAGCAGUGCCUACGAAUGGGAAAGGAAAGGUACAAGUUUCCCAAUCCAAAUCCUUUUGUGGAGGAUGACAUGGACAAGAAUGAAAUCGCCUCGGUGGCGUACCGGUACCGGAGGUGGAAGCUUGGUGACGACAUCGACCUCAUCGUCCGCUGUGAGCACGACGGCGUGAUGACCGGGGCCAACGGAGAGGUGUCUUUCAUCAACAUUAAGACCCUCAAUGAGUGGGACUCUAGACACUGCAAUGGUGUGGACUGGCGUCAGAAACUGGACUCUCAGCGGGGGGCGGUCAUCGCUACGGAGCUCAAGAACAACAGCUACAAGCUGGCUCGCUGGACCUGCUGCGCACUGCUGGCCGGAUCGGAGUACCUCAAGCUCGGGUACGUGUCCCGCUACCACGUCAAGGACUCGGCUCGUCACGUCAUCCUGGGCACCCAGCAGUUCAAGCCCAAUGAGUUUGCCAGUCAGAUCAACCUGAGCGUGGAGAACGCCUGGGGCAUCCUGCGCUGCGUGAUCGACAUCUGCAUGAAGCUGGAGGAGGGCAAGUACCUCAUCCUCAAAGACCCCAACAAGCAGGUGAUCCGCGUCUACAGCCUGCCCGACGGCACCUUCAGCUCCGACGAGGACGACGACAAUGAGGACGAAGACGAGGACGAGGAAGAGGAAGAAGCGUAAACGGGACGGCAAGGCCAGACGUACAUCCCUGCACAUCUUCAGCCUCUUUGCCUUGAAGGGACUAGAGGAUCCUGUGGGGAUUAGCCUUGUUUACACAGAGGUUUAAUAGAUGAAAUAAAGAGAAACCUAAUUCA